CAUUUCUAUUUAAAUUUAUCAUAUAGAAUGGUAAAAGUUGUGUUUGGUUUACUGAUUAGCACAAGAUUGAGGACUUGUAUUAAGUAUUUCAGCAGGCCAUGUGUGGGGCUCUGAUGUCAUACCUGGCCUGAAUCCAGUUUUCCUUGUGCAACUUUGAGCAAAUUGCUUUGCUUAUCUAUAUUUCGGUGUUUACGGUAUAGUUAGCAUAUUUAUGACUACUAGGUCAUGUGGCCCCUUAAAUGUACAGCACGUGGUGACUGCUAACAGUGGUCUCUUCUAUUAAGAAUCCAACACAUCUUUACUACUCUGGAGGCAGAGGCAGGCAGAUCUCUGUGAGUUUGAGGCCAGCUUGGUCUACUUAGUGAGCUCCAGACCAGCCAGCAGUACAUAGUGAGAGAAAUCCCAAACAGGAAGUAAAGAGUUUAAAUUAUGUUGCAUUUAUGAAGUGGUCUGCAUAUCUUCCUGAUCCAUCAAUACUUCACAAAUGUGUGUUUAGUCAUUAAAUGUAGCUGGAACAUUUGGGAGAGGAAGGAACACUCCACAUAUUCAGUGUCCUUAAUUUAAAGUGUCUCAUUUAGGCCUUUUGAUUAUAGCACCUGUGGCCAGUGUGAGUUAAGUAUCUGUUCUUUAGAGCUUUGAGGGAGACUUUGGAACUCUCAACAGUUUAGUGCCACAAGCUUUGAAGUCUGCUGUGCUGAAAUAUGCAUGGAUGGAACUGUUCACCCAGAAUGUGGGAACUUCAGUUUCUUCUUGGACCAAGAUGACUGAUGGAAACCUUUCCACCUCUAUGAAUGGUGUAGCAUUGAUGGGCAUUCUAGAUGGUCAGCCAGGAGACUCCCUUCAGGAUCUGCAACACCUGAGUGUCAAGACACCCAGAUCUGUUUCAAUGCCUGACUGUGGACACACACUAAAACUUGGUGCUUUGGAAGAUCGCCACAGCCUUCAGUCAGUAGACUCAGGCAUUCCUACCUUGGAGAUUGGCAACCCAGAACCUGUCCCCUGCAGUGUGGUCCAUGUAAAGAGAAAGCAGUCUGAGUCAGAGGUCAUCCAUGAACGGGCCUUCCAAAGUGCAUGCCCCCUGCCGUCCUGUGCACCCUUAGCUCCCACCAGCAGCGAGCAGGAGCAAGUUGUGCGGAAGUCUUCCACAUUUCCCAGGACAGGCUAUGAUUCAGUGAAACUCUACAGCCCCACCUCCAAAGCCUUGAGCCGAAGUGACAAUGUCUCUGUCUGUAGUGUGUCUAGUCUCAGCACAGAACUGUCAACUACAUUGUCGGUCAGCAAUGAGGACAUCUUGGACCUUAUGGUCACAAGCAGUUCCAGCGCCAUUGUGACCCUAGAGAAUGAUGAUGACCAAAACUUUACUGAUGUCACUCUGAGUUCCAUCAAGGAAACCAGUGACUUACACCAGCAGGAUUGUGUUGCUGAGACUGAGGAGGGGAGGAAGUUGAAACUAUUCCAGCCAUUCAGCCACUUCUUUACAAGGAAUUUGCUUGCUAGAAAACAAAAUGCAAGACUUGAUAGACAGAGAGACUUGGGAUGGAAGCUAUUUGGAAAAGUCCCACUUCGAGAGACUGCUCAGAAAGAGUCAAAGAAAACACAAAAGGAAUAUGAAGACAAGGCUGGAAGACCAAGCAGGCCACCCUCUCCAAAGCAGAAUGUGAGGAAGAACCUGGAUUUUGAGCCGUUGUCCACCACGGCACUGAUCCUUGAGGACAGACCCGCAAAUCUCCCAGCAAAACCAGCUGAAGAAGCCCAAAAGCAUAGACAGCAAUAUGAAGAGAUGGUGGUGCAGGCCAAGAAACGAGAGCUUAAAGAAGCCCAGAGACGGAAGAAGCAGCUGGAGGAAAGGUGCAAAGUUGAAGAAAGCAUAGGAAAUGCUGUUCUCACCUGGAAUAAUGAGAUCUUGCCUAACUGGGAAACCAUGUGGUGCUCUAAGAAGGUUCGAGACUUGUGGUGGCAGGGAAUUCCUCCGAGUGUGAGAGGCAAAGUAUGGAGCUUGGCCAUUGGCAACGAGUUGAAUAUCACCCACGAGCUUUUUGACAUCUGUCUUGCUCGGGCCAAGGAGCGGUGGCGAUCUCUCAGCACUGGAGGCUCAGAAGUGGAGAACGAAGAUGCCGGAUUUUCAGCAGCAGACAGAGAAGCCAGUCUGGAGCUUAUUAAGCUGGACAUUUCUAGAACAUUUCCUAAUCUCUGCAUUUUCCAGCAAGGUGGUCCAUAUCAUGACAUGUUGCACAGUAUUUUGGGCGCUUAUACUUGCUACCGGCCGGAUGUGGGUUAUGUUCAGGGCAUGUCCUUUAUAGCGGCAGUGUUGAUCUUGAACCUAGAUACUGCAGAUGCCUUUAUUGCUUUUUCUAACCUUUUGAAUAAACCCUGUCAAAUGGCAUUUUUCCGAGUGGACCAUGGCCUUAUGUUGACUUACUUUGCUGCAUUUGAGGUAUUCUUUGAAGAAAACUUGCCGAAAUUGUUUGCACAUUUCAAGAAAAACAACUUAACUGCAGACAUCUACCUAAUUGAUUGGAUCUUCACCUUGUAUAGUAAGUCCCUGCCCUUGGACCUCGCUUGCCGCAUCUGGGAUGUGUUCUGUCGAGAUGGGGAGGAAUUUCUCUUCCGCACAGCUCUGGGCAUCCUGAAGCUCUUUGAGGAUAUCCUGACGAGGAUGGACUUCAUCCACAGUGCCCAGUUUCUGACAAGGCUGCCUGAGGACCUGCCAGCAGAUGAAGUGUUCGCAGCCAUCUCCACUGUCCAGAUGCAGAGCCGGAACAAGAAAUGGGCACAGGUGCUGUCUGCGCUGCAGAAAGACAGCCGGGAAAUGGAAAAAGGAAGCCCAUCCCUCAGACACUGAGGCUCAGGGGUGACUCCCACUUGGCACUGAAGCAGAGCUCCACAUGGCACCUGUGUGCUUUCAGACUGAAGCCUGGGAAGAACAGGGGCUCUUUCCAUGUUGGAUUUCUAAUGCUGAAGUUGGCCUUAAAACAAAACAGCUCUUAAAGAAUUACAUCCAGGCUUAGCCUUAAGCAGCUCAGUGGACCUGUGCACUGGCAUUGGUCAUGACUAGCCACUGCAUUUUCCACAUGGACUCAAGAAAGGGCAGGCUGUCUCCUUGCUCCUUUAUUCCAGCAACAGUUAAUUAAAUUGUGAUGCCAUUAUGCCAACUACUGGAAGGUACAUUACAAUCUUUCUUAGCCAAGAUGCAUGAGAAAUAUUAGGAGACCUCAGAGAUGUUAUUGGUUCAUAUGUUGGAUAAGAAAGGAAUUACUUAUUUAGUUACUGAAAUAAUUUUUCCAGAGAUGAAGGGUAUGUUUUAAAUUUCCCUACCAAGGAAAAGUGUAAGGAAGAUGGACCCUGUAGGGUAGUUACUGGUGAGUGUUCAUAGGCUCCUGAAAAUUCACCUGACUUUAAAAAAAAAAAUUGUUUCUUGAGACAUGGUUUCUCUGUUUAGCUUUGGAGCCUAACCUGGCACUCCCUCUGUGAACCAGAGAUUCACCUGUCUCUGCCUCCUGAGUGCUGGGAUUAAAGGUGUCCACCACCAACGCCUGGCUUCACCUGAUUUUUGUGUGACAUUUGACCCUGUUGCCUUGACACAUGAUAGCAGGAAGGCUGAGAGUUCACAUUAGGAUCCCACUCUCUAGAGUAGCACUCACUGCAUCUUAGGAGCCAUAGUGGUUGGAGCAGGGGAGCCACAUGCUGGAAAGGGAUACAGAUGGGCCCUGUAAAGAAAGGGGUAGGAAGAAACUACAAAAUUUACUCCUCUCUUACCUGCUUGUUUCUGAGCAGCUGGGCAUGGCAGCCUCUGAAAACACCGUUGUGUGGGAGAUGGUUUCCUUGCUUUAGCUGAAUGUCCUUUUUUUGCCUUUGUCACCUAAGUAGCUGGACCUCUUCUAAGUGCCAGUGGUUGUCUCCUGUCCCCAUCUGGCUUUAUAAAAUAAGCUUCACACACUGCAGUGAGGACCACCAGAUUCUCAGUGUCAUCAGCCCUUCUCGAUUUUUCUCAGCUCAUUGGUGAGGUUCUUAUUGUUGUACCUUUUCCUUGGCUUGAGAACUUUGUAUAAGUAAUUUGAUUGUCCAAAUUAACAGAAAUGAGUAGUUUUUGCAUAGGAUAAUACAAAAGACAUCCAGUAGCUGUGGAAAUUGAUUACCUCCUGAUAAUCCACUGGCAUCCUUGUUCCUGGAGGUACAGGCAGGCCAGGGUUGAGAACAGUUUCCAGCAAAUGCCUGUGUGAUCUUCACAGCCCUUUGCAACCAGACCUGCUACCCCCAGAAAUUAUCCUCCCCAUUGUUAUAGUUUCUGAUAGCCAUUGGGGAGCCCUUGACUGAUUUGUGGCACGAAGACUUGGGCCAGCCUCAUGACAGUGCGUUUGCAUGGGUUUCUUUUAUCUUCUAUGCUUGUUGGUGAUAGUCCAGUGCAUCAGCAGGCUGUCAUGUCCAUGCCAUUCACCAUGCUACCACUUUUUUUUCCUGGAGUCUCAUUUGUAGUCCCAUGGCUUCUCCAGGGAGGCUGCAGAGCACCCUCCAUAUAGCUGUCUGCCUUAGUGUGAAAGGUUGAUGCCUGACCUCUUGGAGGAGGAUGUCUUCACCAGCCAUCCAGUGGCCUCUAGAUCCAGCCAUUCUUGACAUCAGUUACUGAAUGUAGCCCAGGCCCAGCUGGCCUAUGAGAAGCGGACUACCCAACCCUGUCUGCUGUCAUUCCUUGCAGAUGUACUUAAUUUUAUUCCAUGACAUGGGCAUCUGUUCUCUCAAGAUGUAUAUAUUUUCUUACUGUACAUAAAGACAUUCCUUAAGUCAUACAGAAAGUGUUGUGACAAGGGGACUUGGGCACCUUGUUGUGAAUGCCAUUGUGGAAUCCUCUGUGUUCACAGCCCAGCUCUUAACUUUCUUGUUUGACAUAAAUCUGUGGGCAUGCAUGAAGUUCUCAAACAAGACUCCAUGCCAGCCAAGCACUGACUGAUCUCCAAACAGGGUUUUCAUAGCCUGUUUGUGUGAGCCUGAUGUUCCCUCUUUAGAAGCUGUAUAGUUCCAAGUUCCUCUACUCUGAGGGCAUCUCAUAAUCCUCCCUGUUUGGGCAAACUGGAACAGAGUCUGCACCUUCCACCUCACUUGCCAUGACUUUCAGUCCCAAACUUGAGGGUGCUGGGCAGCUCUCACUCCAGAGGGAGCUUGCAGGAGAGGCUUCCUGUCACCUUGGGAGCAGUGCUCACUUCAAAGGUACUUCUAACUGUUCAGUUUGUGACUAUUUUUAAACAGUUUGCCAAUAGGAAACUCCUGAUAACACUUGCUACAUAUCAUGUUUUAAUUGCUUGUACAGUUAACCUUUAUUUAGUAAAGUGUAUCAAACUAGGGCUUUUUGAAUUGUAAAUAUGUGGUUUUAUUAAAAUAAAGUCAUGUAAAAUUGUUA
Molecule: messenger RNA, 5392 nt
Organism: Mesocricetus auratus (golden hamster)
Lineage: Eukaryota; Metazoa; Chordata; Mammalia; Rodentia; Cricetidae
Gene: Tbc1d14
Product: TBC1 domain family member 14
Exons: 14
Coding region: 710-2842 (710 amino acids)
Biological process (GO): regulation of autophagosome assembly; activation of GTPase activity
Cellular component (GO): recycling endosome; autophagosome
Molecular function (GO): GTPase activator activity
Source: RefSeq, a predicted model, not a curated record